Neohortaea acidophila is the source of this 1172-nucleotide messenger RNA. RefSeq names its product nicotinate-nucleotide pyrophosphorylase. Gene Ontology annotation, cellular component: cytoplasm. Gene Ontology annotation, molecular function: nicotinate-nucleotide diphosphorylase (carboxylating) activity. The transcript has 2 exons. The coding region runs from base 124 to 1074 and encodes 316 amino acids. Gene Ontology annotation, biological process: NAD+ biosynthetic process; quinolinate catabolic process. The record is from RefSeq and is a predicted model, not a curated record. NCBI's taxonomy places the organism in Eukaryota, Fungi, Ascomycota, Dothideomycetes, Mycosphaerellales, Teratosphaeriaceae.
CCUCCGUUGACAACCCAGUCCUGACUGUGCAAUCGAAGCAGCACGUGUAUAUAUAUCGCGCUGGUAACGUCGACAGAUUGCAGUACCACCACUCAUCCAUCUAGCACCCCACCCACCGCCAGCAUGCCCUUCACCGAAGGCGCUCCGGCGCACGGCAACCCCGCACAUCUGCUGCCGCCGUCGUGGAAAAAGACCGUCACCACCUGGCUAGAAGAAGACACGCCGAGCUUCGACUACGGCGGCUUCGUCGUCGGCGACGACCCCGCCGAAGCCCGCCUGCUCGCCAAAAGCCAGGGCAUCGUCGCCGGCGUGCCCUUCUUCAACGAAAUCUUCCGCCAGCUCGACUGCACCGUGCAGUGGCACGUGGCCGAAGGCGACGAGGUGGGCGUGGCGGAGAAGAAACAGCACGUCGCUACCGUUCGGGGGCCCGUCCGCUGUCUCCUCCUCGGCGAAAGAGUGGCAUUGAAUACCCUCGCGCGCUGCUCGGGCAUCGCGACUAAAUCACAUUUCUUGCUGUCCAUGCUGCGCAAAGCGGGAUACAAGAAUACGCUGGCUGGCACGAGGAAGACCACGCCUGGCUUCCGUCUGGUGGAGAAGUACGGCAUGCUUGUUGGCGGCUGUGACCCGCAUCGCCAGGACCUCAGCGCUAUGACGAUGCUGAAGGACAACCACAUCUGGGCUUGUGGCGGCUCCAUCCCCACCGCCGUUGCGGCCGCUAAGGCCUCGGCGGGCUUUGCGGUGAAGGUAGAGGUGGAAUGUCAGACGGAGAAAGAAGCGGACACAGCCAUUCGCGCCGGUGCGGACGUGGUCAUGCUCGACAACUUCACCGGGGACGGAGUAAAAGUGGCGUCGCGGAAUCUGAAGGAGCGCUGGGGACGGCAGAAUUUCCUCAUCGAGGUCUCUGGCGGCCUGACGGAGGAGAAUGUGUCGAGUUAUGUGUGCGAUGACAUCGACAUCAUCAGCUCGUCGAGCAUACACCAGGGCGUGAAGCAUGUUGAUUUCUCGCUCAAGGUCAUCCCCCGGACGAAGGGCAGUAAUGGGAAGCUGGGAGACGGCGAGUCGAAGGCGGUGUAAAGGAGCCGAUGGUUACUUUACUUCUAAUCCAAAUGCAAUUAGCGACCACUCUGAGAUAUACUCGGCGUUUCAAGAGCCAUUGAAAUCUUUCACUCCCU